This is a messenger RNA of Glarea lozoyensis ATCC 20868, 2298 nucleotides long. RefSeq lists its product as uncharacterized. NCBI's taxonomy places the organism in Eukaryota, Fungi, Ascomycota, Leotiomycetes, Helotiales, Helotiaceae. The record is from RefSeq and is a predicted model, not a curated record. The transcript is spliced from 3 exons. The coding region runs from base 1 to 2298 and encodes 765 amino acids.
AUGCUCUGUGCCUUUUGCACUGGGAUCUCUCUCAGCGGCUUAAUCGAGCUGGCAGAAGUUGAGUUCGCAAGCCGCCAGUCACCCCAACAUGCCUACUACAAACACUAUGACUCAUACAACGACCUGGUGCAAUCAGCCACAGACGGGUGUGACCUCUGUCAAAUGAUAUUGGCGGGAUUCACAAGCUUCAUAGUGGAUUUGUGGCCUUGGGAUGGCCAAACCCGUGACGAAGCAGUUCGAGAGACAGAAUAUCUAGGAAAAGCAAUUGACGUUAGGAUCAGUAUUGAUGCUGAUCAUUUGUACUUUGGACAAAGUUUGGAUCAGGUUGCACUAUUUGAUCUGCUUGUGGUCCAAGUCGGGGCGGCGGCAAUCAAAUACGAAGAAAAGGAAUGGAAAGUAGGGAGCCAUGGAAGUGAGGGAAGUGAAGGGAAAGAAGAAGACGUUACUAUACCGCCAUUAUUGAUUACGCUAAGUGUUCCUCGAGACAAGCAAAUUAGAAUUGGGAAAUAUCGUGUCGGGAGAUAUCGACUUGACCCAGUUCUUACAUCACAAAAUAAUUUCAGCAUCGCAAAGAGCUGGAUUGAGGAUUGUUGCAACAAUCAUCAAUCCUGUCCCGUCAAGCACAGCCCAGAACUGCCUGCCAGGGUAAUUGAUGUGGGUAACCUGGGUGAUGAGCAAAUAUUGAGACUUGUACAUUCUCACUCCUCGACUGGCCAGUAUGCCGCGCUCAGUCAUUGCUGGGGUGGACUGAUCUCAACGCGGUUACUAGCCGAUACCCUAAAAUCUUUUCAAACGGAUAUAUCCUUUUCCUCACUGCCCGAAAACUUCCGUGACGCCGUAACUAUUACAAGACAUCUAGGAAUUAAGUAUCUGUGGAUCGACGCUCUAUGCAUUAUACAAGACUCGGCAUCCGAUUGGGAGAUUGAGUCAAAGAAAAUGGGUGAUGUUUACCAAAAUGCUCUGAUUACCAUCUCUGCGGCGAUGUCUCCCGGAAGCACGGCAGGGAUUUUGACCGAAUCCUCUAGGGAGGAAGCGGUGAAAGAACACGUAAUGGGGGACAUGGUCUCCUCAGACUCCUCGAAAGUUUCCUACGAUGGCAACUCCGGAAUUGAAGUUUAUCUCUCUCUGAAUGAUAAAGAAGAGGAAACCCUCAGAAAUCUCUUCUUAAGCAGCCCUUUGAGUAAACGGGGAUGGUGUUUACAAGAAAGCAUCCUGUCGCCUCGUAUCCUUCAUUAUGGUAGCAAACAAAUCUACUGGCAAUGUCCUCAUGGAUUCCAGUCCGCGGAUGGCGUUCCAGCAGGAAACCUAAUGCCCGACAACGCUAAUUUAUAUUCCGCCAUCUCGAACGUUCUUCACCAACAUCUACAACGAGAUGUGGUGUGUAAGUCACAGCACGAUCGCAGGCCCAUACUAACUGAUUAUUACAAUCUGGUUGAGGAGUACUCAUCACGACAACUCACCUAUAACAGUGACAAGUUUCCUGCCUUCUCCGGUAUAGCUAGGCUCCUUCACCCCGUAAUUGGUGCCAGCUAUCUCGCUGGGAUGUGGAGCAAUGAUUUCGCGCAAGGUCUAUGCUGGCAUCAUGAGAUAUUCCAAUGCAGGCAUACUCUGUCAGAAGAAGCGCCUUCCUGGUCCUGGGCUGUAACUACUGACCCAAUUCUUUUCGCUCACAUUGAACGUAAAGAUGCCCCAGGUCCUUAUGAUUCUACAAUCACUCAACAUGACGUUAAGGUUCGGGGUGGGAAUCCCUACGGGCAAGUACAGUCCGGCAGCAUAGUUAUUGAGGGACUUGUCAAGACAUUCAGAAGAAGUAAGCAGGUGAUCUCUUCCGGCAAAGGUUCGAUUGCGAGAAUUUUUAUGGAUGAGUUUGAGAACCCGGAUAAUGAGUUGGAGGGGGUUUUGGACUUGUUUGAGGUCGAUGAGGUAGAUGGGCAGAGUUAUCUUCUGUCGGCGUUACAACGCAAGUCCAGUUCCAAAGUAACCUGGUUCAUUGAUUUCGACCUCAUAUCUCCUGUCUCCUACAUAGCUCUAAUUGUCAUAACAAGCGACGAGGAAAGUUUUUAUGAUGGGGAGUUUGGCACUUCGGCCCAGGCAUUAGUUUUAAGGAAAGUGAACAAAGUUCGCAAGACUGCCGGUUUAACGAAAGUCGAAAACGGAGAAAAUAAUGGGAAGGAAAUAGAAGAAGAAGAAUGUUUGUUAUAUGAACGUGUAGGCUAUUUCGAUACUAUGCAUUGGAAGCAGCCUAGCUUUAAGCGAUGGAUGGAGACCUGGGACAGGAAGAGUGUAACGAUAAUCUAA